Owenia fusiformis is the source of this 2282-nucleotide messenger RNA. Lineage: Eukaryota; Metazoa; Annelida; Polychaeta; Sabellida; Oweniidae. The record is from the annotation of a GenBank genome assembly.
CAUAUAUUAUCGCCCAAUCCACGUAAAUAUACUUUUGAAAACACUGCUUUAUAUUACGUUUUGUGCAUAAUCUACGACUCCUGGUGCAGCAGUAAUACAGAUUUUCCACAAUAUAUUGUAGCAGCUUAAAGUACGAGAUAUAGGAUUGCUUCGAAGCCAAGUACUUAUUUGAUUAGACAACUUGCAUUCCAAUAUGUGGUCUGUCAUGAACAAUGAGAUUUGUGGCCAGUCAUGAGACAUUUGGAGUUAAAUGACAAAUCAGUGUUCAGUUAGGAAAAGAUGAGAAUACACAAGUUAAAACUUCUAUUCUUUUCAAUAGUAAUUUUUAUUUUAUAUAUUUCUUAUAAAAUCCUACAACCAGAAAUAAAGGAGAAUCGUGGCAGAAGAGAACUUGUCGGGGAUGAGGACUACAUAAAUGUUGAUACUCGAAACAAUAACAAAAGAGAUGAUAUUUUAAAGGUAGAUAGUAAUAAAAAUGACAGAGUUAUACCUCCAACUCGGCCUGAGUUUGGUCAUGUGGUGGAAAGCCAGGAAAAAAUUGACGAAACUCAUUUGAGAAAUAGUCAAGAAAAAGAAGAAAUCAAUCCAAGAUUUGGUCAUAAUAUUGAUCCAGGUUUGCACCAAGUACAUCAUGACAUUAAAAGUGACCAUGAUACAAAUCAAGAUAUAAACCCACGAUUUGGUCAUGCCGUCUUAGAAAAUGAUGAUGACUAUCCUUUAGGGGCCAAGGAUCAUAAUGACAAUAACCCUAACAAUAUUAAGGGUGAGAUGGUCGCAGAUCAGCAAAAACUUCUACGUAAACUAUUAGGAACUUAUGAUAUUGAUGUCGGGGUUGAAUUAGAUCAGGGAAUAUCACCAUGGAGAUUUGCUGCCAGACUUGUGACGUCACGACAGAUACACCCAGAUAACUUCCCCGAACUAGGUGCAAUAUUACAUGAAAUGUCUACUAGAAGGAUUCUAGCAGCUGACGUUGGCUACAAAGGGACUCAACUGAAACUUUCAUUAUUACUAGAGGGUGGUCAGAAAGUGGCUUUUAAACCAAAGUGGUUCUCUCGGGACCAUGUUAUUGUGGGGCAACCAUAUGAUGGUGCUGAUCGACACAAUGGAGAAAUAGCAGCCUUCCAUCUUAAUAGAUUAUUGGGUUUCAACAGAUCUCCUCUUGCAGUAGGACGAGUGGUUAACUUAGAGAAAGAGAUAAAACCUGUUGCCUCUGAACGUUUGCUCAACACAUUUUUUUACAAAGAUAAAAACACAUGUUUCUAUGGGAAGUGCCUGUACUGCAGGGGUGAGCAAGAUGGUGUCUGUGGUGAGGGGGCAUCACUCGAGGGCACUAUAGUCCUAUGGUUGGAUUCAAAAUGGAAGUUUGGUAAACAUAUACGUCACCCCUGGCAAAGAACUUACAAGGAUGGGAUACAAGCAAGGUGGGAGUAUGACAACAAUUACUGCAACAAUGUAGUGAAAGUUACGUCACCAAAUAACAAACCACCACGACUACUUGACCUCUUAGAUGCUAAUGUGUUUGAUUACAUCAUCGGGAACGCAGAUCGUCAUCAUUAUGAGACAUUCCUCAAUCACUCAGACAGCAUGGUUGUCAUGUUAGAUAGUGCAAAGAGCUUUGGCAACCCAUACCUUGAUGAGCCCAGUAUAUUAGCCCCUCUUAGGCAGUGCUGCAUGUUGCGUAAAUCAACUUGGCGUCGACUGAAGCUUCUCCAAAAUGGUAUCCUAUCUGAAGUAAUGCGAGAAAUACUUUCCAAGGACCCCAUAGCACCUGUACUAACUGAGCCUCAUCUUAUGGCAAUGGAUAGAAGACUAGCAACUAUAGUUAAUGCUGUAAAUCUGUGUAUUGCGAAAAAUGGAGAAAAAGUUUUACAAGAAGAUAGUUUUUCUAAAUUACCUGAGCCUUUCUAUAGGUGAUGAUUUAAAGCAUGGCUAGUCUUUCUAUUUUUAAAGGUUUAUAUACUAAACGUUUUUCUAUAUCAGAUUUAAUUUUUCUGGAAUAUAAAUACUGUUAGCUGUUCAACAGAUUACCGAAUUCAUGAGUCUACGCACAGUGAUAUAUAAUCAUUUUUUUUAGUUUAGUUUAUUAGUCAUUGAUGUGCAUUCUGAGAUUAUUAGGUCUUUGCCAUCAUCAUGUGGUAUGUAAUUCAUCUCAUAUUGCAUCAAAGUCAAUGGAAAACUAACAAUGUUAUAGUACAUCAUUAGACACUUCAAACUAGGACAAUAUGCUAGAUUGAUUGAAUUCAGACGAAGUUUACAUUCGUUAAAACAAUCUCAGGUUCACA